Canis lupus familiaris (dog) is the source of this 1826-nucleotide messenger RNA. RefSeq names its product tumor necrosis factor receptor superfamily member 26-like. Gene Ontology annotation, cellular component: plasma membrane; cell surface. Bases 100 to 1374 code for a protein of 424 amino acids. Gene Ontology annotation, molecular function: protein binding. Gene Ontology annotation, biological process: TRAIL-activated apoptotic signaling pathway; positive regulation of apoptotic process. NCBI's taxonomy places the organism in Eukaryota, Metazoa, Chordata, Mammalia, Carnivora, Canidae. The record is from RefSeq and is a predicted model, not a curated record. The transcript is spliced from 10 exons.
AACGGCGGAAAUUUUUAUUUCUGGGCCGCCCCGCCCACCGGAGGAGGCUAUAAAGCAGGCGCCCGGAGCGCGCUUCGCCGUCGUCGUCCGUGACCAGCGAUGCUUCCCGAAUGGCGCGUCCUGGGGCGGGCGUGGGCCGUCUGUCCCCUGCUGCUGCUCCUCAAGGUCCGGGUGCCCAUGGCAGCCAUUGUGUCCGAUUGUAUGGAAUAUGAAUAUAAACCUGAGGGUCUCAACCUCUGCUGUGAAAAGUGCCCUGCCGGCCAUUAUGUCAGCAAACACUGUGAUAAAAACCAUGGUGCUGGGGUAUGUAGCCCGUGUGAACCUGGAAGCUACCUUCCCUACCGAAAUGGGGAGACAAAUUGUCGGCUGUGCAGUCGGUGCCGAGAGGACCAGGAGGUAGUCUCUCCAUGCACAGCGACCCGUGACCAGCAGUGCCAGUGCAAGCCCGGCUACUUUUGUGACUCUGAAAACUGCGUGGAGAACUGCUUCCGGUGUCAAAGUUGUCCUGACCAUGUCAGCUCGCCGUGCAAUGCCACAAGGGAUACAGUUUGCAACACACAGGAUACUACAGACACAUCAGAAAAGAAACCCGAAGGUGGGUCCCUCCAAAUGUUUGUGCUGGUCGUCAUCACCAUCACCAUCAUCGUCAUCGUCGUCGUCGUCGCCCUCAUCUUCCUCCUCGUUUACUGCUAUAAAAAGAAAGGUGCCCUUUUUGUUAAUUUCUUCUCUUCUUGGUCUUCAGGAAGGGUGGACGAACAAAGCAGCACUGUUGAGAUACUGUUCCCUUCGAACCCCGAAAAUCACCAGCCAGCCCUGGACAUAGAAACAUUGUUGCUGAAGGAGGGGCUUGAGGAAAGCCCCCACCCAAGGCCUUUGGAGGAGACCGAGGAGGGCAUCGAGCUGCAGGAUGUGGUGGUCAGAGAGAGCCCCCCAGCUCCAGAGCAGGUGGUACAGACUCCUGCUCUGGCUGUCUCUGUGUCACAGAACCAGAAUGAAGUGUUCCCCUCCCUUAAGAGUCUGGAACAGGAAUAUGCAAAGAGAUAUUUUGUAAAAGAUACAUCAAAUGAAGGUACCACCAGGCUCUAUUAUGAAUUUGAAGAAAUGAUCCUGGACAAGAACUGGAAAUCUCUGAUGAGACUUAUCGGUCUUGAAGAAAAGGACAUUGAAACUUGCGAGCACGAAAACCCAGACAAUUUGACGGAGCAGCAUCAUAAGAUGCUCCUCAGGUGGAGGAACAAGCUGGGAAGGGAAGCCUCAGUUUUUAAACUGUUGGCUGCCCUACAUAAAAUGCAGCUGCAUAUGUGUUUGGAAAAUAUUAUCAACGUACUACUUGUUGAAGGCAUCUUAGGCAGGCAUGCAGAGACCUCAGAUUAAACUUUUGGCAUGGGAUUAUGCCUUCACACAGGAUCUGACCUAUGCCAAUGUCUACCUUUUGGAAACUUCUCAGUUUUCAGUUAGAAAGAAUCAUGUGCGUCCAUUAACAGUGUCUCACUACAUUUUAGUGAGAGUGCUUCCUGCCAAGAUUAGUUGUGGGAAUCACCCGUGGCCAAGGUGUAACCAGGGGUGAGCAGGUCCUCACUAGAUUAACAUUCCUCAGGGAACUUUCCCCAAGGGAAAUUGUUUUUCUAUUUAAAACAAUGUAGCUGCUUGUGCUGAAGUCUUUUAUGUCCAGGAUGUGAAUGAAAUGCACAGGAUAUAAAUGAAAUGCAGUAUUCCUCAAUCACACCUUAGUGACUGCUUUCAGUCACUGACCACAAUAAGCGAAGCAUUUAAUUUUAUUGUAAAGUUAGCAUUAGUUUAGUAAGUAUAAGUUUUUCUGUUGUGUU